Messenger RNA from Impatiens glandulifera, 1716 nucleotides. RefSeq names its product glutamyl-tRNA reductase 1, chloroplastic-like. The record is from RefSeq and is a predicted model, not a curated record. Bases 100 to 1716 code for a protein of 538 amino acids. Gene Ontology annotation, molecular function: NADP binding; glutamyl-tRNA reductase (NADP+) activity. The transcript has 3 exons. Gene Ontology annotation, biological process: tetrapyrrole biosynthetic process. Lineage: Eukaryota; Viridiplantae; Streptophyta; Magnoliopsida; Ericales; Balsaminaceae.
ACCCAUUCAUCUCUCUCUCUUAUUUCAUUUCUCUCUUCGAAUCUAAUUCCCAUCCUCUCUCCGAUUAGUUAGCUUGGCCGUGAAAUUCCGUCAUCACCAAUGGCGGCUUCUCUCAGAAUGGGCUCUUCUGUCGCCUCAACAUCCUCUUCCUCCGCUUCUCCUCUCCCUCGAUUUUCUCGUCAACCGUCCAGGAUCACGAUGAUUACACCGACUAGUAACCUUUCUUUCACUCUCAAAUGUGACCUCACCUCGGACUCUGCUUCUAUUCGCGACACUGGAUCCAAUGCGUCCACCAGCAUCUCCGCUCUUCAGCUUCUCAAAACAUCCGCUGCAGAUAGAUACACAAAGGAAAGUAGCAGCAUUAUUGUCAUAGGUCUUAAUGUUCACACUGCACCAGUUGAGAUUCGUGAAAAACUUUCCAUACCUGAAGCACAAUGGGGGCAGGCCAUUACUGAUCUAUGUGGCCUUCCUCAUAUAGAAGAAGCAGCUGUUCUUAGUACCUGUAAUCGUAUAGAAAUCUAUGUUGUUGCAUUAUCUCAGCAUCGUGGAAUUAAAGAAGUCACUGAAUGGAUGUCAAAGAUAAGUGGCGUUCCUGUUCCAGACCUCUGUAAUCAUCGCUUCUUACUUCACAACAACGACGCUACCCAACACUUAUUCGAAGUAUCAUCUGGUCUAGAUUCUCUUGUUCUUGGAGAAGGUCAAAUUCUUUCUCAGGUGAAGCAAGUUGUAAAAUCCGGUCAGGGAGUCCCUGGCUUUGGUCGCAAAAUCAGUGGGUUGUUCAAGCACGCUAUCACCGUCGGGAAGCGAGUAAGAACCGAGACAAACAUAUCUACUGGCUCUGUUUCCGUUAGCUCUGCUGCAGUAGAUCUCGCCCUGAUGAAGCUGCUUCCUGAAUCAUCUUACGCCAAUUCUAGAGUAAUGGUAGUUGGAGCUGGAAAGAUGGGAAAACUGGUGAUCAAACACUUGAUUGCCAAGGGAUGCACAACAAUGGUAGUUGUCAAUAGAACAGAGGAUAAAGUUGCAGCAAUUCUUAAAGAAGUUGACGAUGUGAACAUUAUUUACAGACCUCUCUCAGAAAUAGUGAAAUCAGCAGCUGAAUCCGAUGUUAUUUUCACUUGCACUGGGUCGGAAGUGGCUCUAUUUACAAAAGAGCAAGUUCAGAUUCUACCAAAUAUUGGAUCUGGGAGUGGACGGAGACGGCUUUUCAUUGACAUAUCAGUUCCAAGGAAUGUAGAACCUAGCGUUUCGAGUGUGGAAGGUGUUUGUUUAUACAAUGUAGAUGAUUUGAAGGAAGUGGUGACCGCUAACAAGGAGGAGAGAUCACGUAAAGCAAUGGAAGCUGGGAUGAUAAUCUUGAAUGAGGUGAGCGAAUUUGAAGCGUGGAAGGAUUCAUUAGAGACAGUUCCGACUAUAAAGAAGCUAAGGGCGUAUGCAGAAAGGAUCAGGAUAUCGGAAGUUGAGAAGUGUUUAUCUAAGAUGGGUAAUGACAUAACGAAACAACAAAGAGAUGCGGUUCAUCAUCUUAGUUUGGGAAUUGUGAACAAGCUCCUUCAUGGUCCUAUGCAACACUUGAGAUGCGACGCCAGUGGCGAUGAUCGGAGUUUGAAUGAGGUACUUGAGAAUAUGCACGCACUUAACAGGAUUUUUGGUCUUGACACAGAUGUGUCUGUUUUGGAGGAGAAAAUACGCAGCAAAAUCGAACAAAGUCGCAAAUAA